AACCCUGCUGGAGGGGGCGGCGAGCGCACCGCGCUACCGGCUGCUGCUCCCGCCGCUCCCGCUAUCCCGCCGCUCCUCUCUGCGGCUACUGCGCGCCUCGCCCCGGGCGGCCCAGCGCGCUCCACCGACGCCGAGAUGAAGGUGCUGGGACACAGGCUCCAACUGCUGACAGGGCUUCUGCUCCACGACGUGACCAUGACGGGGCUGCAGGAGCUGCGAUUUCCCGAGGAGAAGCCCCUGCUCCGGGGCCAGGAUGCCACCGAGAUGGAUAACCCUGAUGCCUUCCUCUCAGUUGUGGACACAGACUGGAAGGAGCAUGACAUCGAGACGCCUUACGGCCUUCUGCAUGUGGUGAUCCGGGGCUCUCCCAAAGGGAACCGCCCAGCCAUCCUCACCUACCACGAUGUGGGUCUCAAUCACAAGCUGUGCUUCAACACCUUCUUCAACUUUGAGGACAUGCAGGAGAUCACCAAACACUUUGUGGUGUGCCAUGUGGAUGCCCCUGGGCAGCAGGUGGGAGCGUCACAGUUCCCUCAGGGGUACCAGUUCCCCUCCAUGGAGCAGCUGGCCGCCAUGCUCCCGAGUGUGGUACAGCACUUUGGGUUCAAGUACGUGAUUGGCAUUGGAGUGGGAGCCGGAGCCUAUGUGCUGGCCAAGUUUGCACUCAUCUUCCCUGACCUGGUGGAGGGGCUGGUGUUGAUGAACAUUGACCCCAACGGCAAAGGCUGGAUUGACUGGGCUGCCACCAAGCUCUCUGGCUUGACCAGCACUUUACCAGACACUGUACUCUCCCAUCUCUUCAGCCAGGAGGAGCUGGUGAGCAACACCGAGCUGGUGCAGAGCUACCGGCAGCAGAUCUCAAACGUGGUGAACCAGGCCAACCUGCAGCUCUUCUGGAACAUGUACAACAGCCGCAGAGACCUUGAUAUUAACCGACCUGGGACGGUGCCCAAUGCCAAGACCCUCCGCUGCCCAGUGAUGCUGGUAGUCGGAGAUAAUGCACCUGCUGAGGACGGGGUGGUUGAGUGUAACUCCAAACUGGACCCAACCACCACGACCUUCCUGAAGAUGGCAGAUUCUGGCGGUCUUCCUCAGGUGACACAGCCAGGGAAGCUGACUGAGGCCUUCAAGUACUUCCUGCAAGGCAUGGGCUACAUUGCACACUUGAAGGACCGAAGGCUGAGUGGAGGAGCAGUGCCCUCAGCCAGCAUGACCCGCCUCGCACGCUCACGUACCGCAUCUCUCACCAGCGCCAGUUCCGUGGAUGGCAGCCGCCCUCAGCCCUGCGCCCACUCAGACAGCAGUGAGGGGAUGGGCCAGGUCAACCACACCAUGGAGGUGUCCUGCUGAAGCCCUCGUCCUGCCCAUGAUGCCCGCUUACCUGCCCCCAGGUCCCACUGCCAUCUCUGCACCGGCUCAUCUUCCCUUUAGUUUUAUUUUUGUGAGAGUGAAGGGGAGGAAAUGGGGUUACUUUUAUUUAAAAAGAAAUGAGGGGAUCCACCUUGGGACAGCACAGCACAACAGUCUUAGAUGGUGUGAGGGGCUCGCCUUACACACUCCUGUCUCACUCAGUGUGGCCCCUCCCCUCUGCCCAGCUGGGGCAUGGCCAGGAUAGUCGAUACAGUACUGAAGAAAGUCCAGCCCAACCCCUGGAUCUGGCAGAUGUGGGGUUUGAAGAUGGUGGGUAGUGAGCCAAGGCUCUGAUGUGAGUGGGAGUCAGACCAAUGGGCAGCCUUGGACCUUAAGAGUGUCCCUUUCCUGUAACCCUUGCAUCAAGCACACCUAUUCUAAUAGUAGAGGUGACAGUCAUGAGGAUGGUAGCCACAAGAGGGCGCUCUAGACAGACAGCCAUUUUCCUGGUGCUCUCUGGGCAGGACAGGUGGUGUAAGGCCAGUCAGACUGAAGAAUAUGGAGGACCCUCACAUGGGGGCAGGAACCCCCAUACCCUGCCACCACAGGGCCUUGUUCCACCCUGAGGCAAAGGUCACCUGGUCUCUUGUCCCUGUUGGCAGAGGUUAAAAUGUUGAUUGCUGUGGAUGCUGGUUGUAGCCCCUGAGAACUUCAUGAUUACCCAUCCCUUUGGAAGCUGGCAGGUACUGUAGGUCCCUCUUGUCCCAGAUUUCACCAAGUGUUUGUCACAGUGCCCUGGUCAACUUGGGCCAGUGUGUCACAGACAAUACUUGAGAAGUGAGCUUGUUAGAAAGACACAAGAUGGGAAGAUACAAUGACCUCUGCUUGCUGGAGGGGCUGGAGAUUGCCUGGUCCUUGGGUGGGAAAUGGGCCGUCCUCCAACAAAGGUUCCAUGCCUCCUACAGCCCACAACUAUGCCUGCCAUCUCACCAAGUAGGCGCUCACAGCCUGGCCAUUGGUUUCAUCUGCUCUCAUCCCCAGAGAGGAGAGAAAGCACUAAGUGUGUAUCUGGGGAGUGGGGAUGAUGUAUGUGGUAUUAUAUGGGUGUUCUGAGGACACCCACAUCCAUUUAUCUGUGGCACGUGCCGCCCCUUUCUGUAACUGUAAGCCAUUUCUAGACUGCUCUGGAGUCCAGUGGAGCGUUUCCUAUCCCCGGUCCAGUUUACUCACGUGCUUCCGUGAAUACUGAAUGUGACUGUUUAAAGGUGGUAGAACUAAUCCCUUACUGUAGAUAGCACUCCAAGUAUUGGACAUCUUUUUGCUGUGUUCUUAAGAUAUCUAUAAAUACCUAUACAUUAUAUAUAUAUAUGUAUGUAUAUCAGGUUCUCCUUCCUGUAUGUGGUUUCCCAUUGGUAGUUGUCUUCUCUUUGGUCAAGAUGAACUUUUAAUGGAGUUCAUUAUUUUCCUCUCUGUACAAAGUUAAGAGCCUAAUUUUGUGUAUUCUGUUUGGUGGCUGAUAAAAGAGACUUUGAGAUUACAAAAUGCAAAACAAAAAUCCUUGAUAUAGAAAGUUAACUGUGCAGAAAUACUAAUAAAGAAAUUAAGUCUA
Mus caroli (Ryukyu mouse) is the source of this 2959-nucleotide messenger RNA. RefSeq names its product NDRG family member 4 (gene Ndrg4). The record is from RefSeq and is a predicted model, not a curated record. Lineage: Eukaryota; Metazoa; Chordata; Mammalia; Rodentia; Muridae.